AUGAUGACUGGACUUACGAACGCGUUACAAUGCACGAUUCCCGUGAUCCAAGCGCCCAUGGCGGGCAUUCUGACGGUGAAGAUGGCCGCCGAUGUGACUCGGGCGGGCGGCCUUGGUUCGCUCCCCUUUGGCACCCACAAUCUCUCAAAGUCGCUUGCCCUGCUCAAGCUGACAGUGACGGAAUUCCAGGCGCUAAUUGGUGAUGGCUACGAGCUCACGAAGAACGGCCAGUUGCGGGUCAACUUGAACUUCUACAACCACGACAUCGAUCCACCGCCUACGGAAAAGCAACAGCAGACGUGGUUCGACGCCUACCGCGAGUUCAAGCCGAACCCGGACAAGAUCUCGUUCGCCAACGGCAACGUCCUUGAUGUGUUCCACUUUGGCUGCCCACCGAAGGACGUUGUUACUCAGCUUAAACGCACCAGCUUGGUGAUGGUGACGGUGACUAACGUUGCCGAAGCCAAGUUCGCGAUGGACGCGGGCGUCGACGGGUUGAUUGUACAAGGGUGGGAAGCUGGUGGUCCUCGUGGUACCUUCAUGCCUGACCAUGACCAGCGUCAGUCCACAUGGGAGUCGUUCACCGCGGUGACUCUGGCGGUGGCGGCAGCUCCAGCGAGCGACUGCUACAUUGUCCCUGCUGGUGGUAUUGUCAGAGUGAGCGAUGUACAACGGUACAUGGACGCUGGCGCCGACAUGGUGCUCAUGGGGCUGGCGUUCUUGUUGUGUCCCGAACUGAACGCCACCCAUUACUUCCACUCCCAGCUUGACCGCCGGUUGCCGACGCAGAUGGUGUCGUUCAUCUCAGGCAAGCCGACGCGAGGGGUGGCCACGCCGUUUAUCGAAAAUCUCAUGAUGACGCUGGGCAAAUUGGACGUGCCCUUCGGCUACAUGUACACCGCUUACCGGCUGUGGAUGGCUGACGUGAAAUCUCCCGAAUACGCCUUCUACAUCGCGGGAGACAAGUGGAGACUUGCGGAGAAUGGCGUGCACGCUGCCGAUGUCGUUCGUCAAUUUGACCGUGUCUUGCCAAAGAAUCGUCUGACUCGCCGUAAAGCGUGA
Messenger RNA from Diutina rugosa, 1062 nucleotides. RefSeq names its product nitronate monooxygenase. The transcript has 2 exons. Bases 1 to 1062 code for a protein of 353 amino acids. NCBI's taxonomy places the organism in Eukaryota, Fungi, Ascomycota, Pichiomycetes, Serinales, Debaryomycetaceae. The record is from RefSeq and is a predicted model, not a curated record. Gene Ontology annotation, molecular function: nitronate monooxygenase activity.